Molecule: messenger RNA, 1438 nt
Organism: Guillardia theta CCMP2712
Lineage: Eukaryota; Cryptophyceae; Pyrenomonadales; Geminigeraceae
Exons: 15
Coding region: 209-1438 (409 amino acids)
Biological process (GO): NADP+ biosynthetic process; NAD+ metabolic process
Molecular function (GO): NAD+ kinase activity
Source: RefSeq, a predicted model, not a curated record
GUUCCAGGACUCGUCAUGGUUGAGCGUCCAUUGGAGCCCAUGGCAGCGGCGUAGGAGACGAGGAGAACAAGUCGAAGACGGCGAGCGAUGCAAAUGCUGCGCUGCAUGGUGUUGCGAGAGGGUCCUCCAUGCUGAGAGCGCUCCACGGUGGGCAGGAUUGAGGCAGCGAAGACCAGCAGGAGGCGGGUCAAGGGGACGCAUUGAACCGAUGAGCUUCUCGGGGUCGUUUGAGAGCGGCCAGAUGAAUGCUCAGCCGGAGGCCAAGAGGGCCGGGAUCAAGAUCCUACAAUGUAACAACGAGUACUGCCAGUACGAGCGGCGAAACAAUGGAAACAUUGAGUGGGCCUCGCAGUCGAAUCGAUUGGUCAAUCUCAACUUCGACUCGAAGCCACAGCUGGUCCUCAUAAUCAAGAAACCGAAUGCUCCUCCGCUAUCCCUGGCCUUGAAGGAAGUUGCUCAUUUCCUUCGAGAUGAGAAGAACCUUCAGGUUAUUUUACUCCCUUUGCUUGCAUCUGUUCUCGUUCUCUUCAGCUCAACACUUUCUGACGAGCCUUCAACAUCAAAGGUUGCAGUUGAGCCGGCAGUGAAGGCCGAGUUCCCUGAUCUGCCAUGGCUGAUUAGCCUCGGACCACCUGGAUGUACUGCCAAUCAAUACUGUCCAGACACUCUGCGAUCGAUAGACUUUGUGAUAUGCCUGGGGGGAGAUGGGACAAUCAUGUGGGUCAAUGGACUUUACAAUGGUCCUUGCCCUCCAAUAGUUUCUUUCGCAAUGGGGAGCCUGGGGUUUCUGACUCCUUUUGAUUUCUCUGAUUACAAGAAGGUCAUUACAAGAGUGAUGCGCAAUGAGAUGAAAGUCGAAAUCCGGACGCGUCUGUGGUGUACGGUUCACAAUGACAUGAGAAGGAAGAUCGCGGACUUCAUCACAUUGAACGAGGUCAGCGUGGACCGAGGGCCCUCUCCCUACCUGACCAACAUCGAGUGCUUCUGUGACGACCGAUUCGUCUGUGCAUCGCAAGGAGACGGCAUCAUCGUCGCUACUCCGACAGGCUCGACAGCGUACUCGCUGGCUGCUGGAGGCUCGAUGGUCCACCCGGACGUUCCCGGCAUGCUCCUCACUCCUAUCUGCGCCUCGGUCCUCUCCUUUCGGCCGAUUGUGUUCCCCGACAGCGUCACGUUAAGGCUCCAGGUCCCCGUGGACUCCUCGGUCUCAGCGUGGUGCUCCUUCGAUGGAAGGAACGCGAUGUCGCUGAGCAAGGGCUGGUCGGUCACAGUGAUCACGUCCAAGUGGCCGCUUCCUCUCGUUGCUCGGAGUGGCGGAGAGGACGACUGGUUCAACGGUGUCAUGGAGACUCUGAACUGGAACAACCGCAAGGUGCAAGGAGGGUUCGCCAGGACCUGCAGCGGCGACUCGAUCCCGGGGGAGAAGUCGAAGAACUAG